Messenger RNA from Andrographis paniculata, 2640 nucleotides. Its product is annotated as peptide-N(4)-(N-acetyl-beta-glucosaminyl)asparagine amidase. Bases 38 to 2503 code for a protein of 821 amino acids. Gene Ontology annotation, biological process: protein deglycosylation; glycoprotein catabolic process; protein quality control for misfolded or incompletely synthesized proteins. Gene Ontology annotation, molecular function: peptide-N4-(N-acetyl-beta-glucosaminyl)asparagine amidase activity. The transcript is spliced from 18 exons. NCBI's taxonomy places the organism in Eukaryota, Viridiplantae, Streptophyta, Magnoliopsida, Lamiales, Acanthaceae. The record is from RefSeq and is a predicted model, not a curated record. Gene Ontology annotation, cellular component: nucleus; cytosol.
AGCGAGCGCGUCCGGCUGCGUAAAUCCUUCGCCGGCAAUGGUGGCUCGGAAAUUCCUCGUCCACCACGGCGGUUCCGCCUUCGAUCUCGACUACGACACCGACGAUGGCUUCGAAGUGCUCAAAUUCCAGCUCUUCUCUCUGACAUCCGUCCCUCCGGAGCAGCAAAAGAUAUUGGGAGGUGAUGAUGAUCGUAUAGUAUCAAGUGAUUUGGAUCUUGAAUCUAUUUCUGAGAAGCUACGGUUGGUGUCAAUUGAUGAGGAUGGAAAUGAAGGAGAAGAGGAAAAACCUGCUGUGGAUUUCUUUUCAUCUGAUGAAGAAUUGGCUCGAAUGCUACAGGCGGAAGAGGAAGCACUAAUGAUGCAACAGUUUGUAUCAAAUGAAAAUAGAGAGCAAGCUGAGCAGAGGAUCCGACCUUAUGUAGAUCAAGUUCUAUUGUAUGAAGACCCACGUCGGCAAGAUGCAGCUUGUAAAACAGUUCCAGUUGACAAACUCCAGGAAAAAGCAAUGGUUGCACUGGCUAGGGAAGGAACUUUCAAGCCAUCAAAAGAUGAAGUUGAUCACGCAUUCCUGUUGCAGUUGCUCUUCUGGUUUAAGCAGUCAUUCAGGUGGGUAGAUGCACCUCCAUGUGACAGUUGUACUAAUGACACAAGUAUGCAGGGCAUGGGAGUUCCAAAUAGUUCAGAGUCACUUUAUGGGGCAUCUCGCAUUGAACUUUUCGGCUGCAAAUCAUGCUCAAAUGUAACCCGCUUUCCGAGAUACACUGAUCCACUUAAGCUCCUGGAAACUAGAAAGGGGCGCUGUGGGGAGUGGGCUAAUUGCUUCACACUCUAUUGUCGAGCCUUUGGCUAUGAAACUCGUUUGAUGCUGGAUUUCACAGAUCAUGUUUGGACAGAGUGUUUUUCACCAUUCUUGGGAAGAUGGAUGCAUCUUGAUCCUUGUGAAAGCAUAUAUGAUACUCCACUACUAUAUGAGAAAGGGUGGAACAAGAAAUUAAACUAUGUAAUUGCAAUAGCUUACAAUGGUGUUUCUGAUGCUACAAAGCGAUACACAAGAAAGUGGCAUGAGGUGUUAUCUCGAAGAGCCCUAACUACUGAGCCUGUUUUAGCAAGAAUCUUAUCUGAUAUUACAAGAGAUCUUCGUAAAAACUUCACAUCUGAUGUGUUAGUAAAGCUUGAGGAACGUGACAAGAGUGAAGUAGAAGAACUUGAAAGGAACUUGUACUCCAAAGAUGAUAAUUCUGUUUCACUUCCAGGAAGACAAAGUGGGGAUAAGGAAUGGCGUAUAUCAAGAUCCGAAUUUGGUUCUGAUGAGCAUUGUUCUGUGAGUGCAUCAUCUUGUCCAGUUCGGAAAUGUGUUGAUGAGCAUGUGACAAAAUUAUAUGAUGCAUUUUCUCCUAUCAUUUCUCAAUUAGUAAAUCAAGCAUCUGAGAAAUCAAAGGCAACAGAAGUUCUUGGAAUUUUUAGAAGAAUUUUAGUUACUCUGAAAAGCAUGCCAUUCAAAACCAGGAGAACUAUAGUAACUGACGUAUCUACUAAUCCAGUGUUUAGUGAAAUGCUACCAUCUUUUGGUAAAUUGUUGGAUGCCUUGUCAUUGAAGUAUGAAUCACAUGCUGACGGGACUCAAUCUAUAUGCAUUGCCUCGGAUCCUGUCCUGACCUCCUUGUCACUGCCUGUUGCCUUUCAUGCACUGGAUGACUUGAUUCAUAAUGUCAAUAUUUGUGGGAAGUUGACCAAAGGCUCUUUAUCUUGGCCCCUUCUGAAGUUAAAUAGAAUCUGUUCUGGUUUUGUACUUGCAAGUGGCGAGGAGCUUCCUUUUGGGAUUGCCACUUCGGCAUUUGAUGGAACUCGCAUGUCAAAGUGGGAAGAACCAAAUGGUGCAACAGGUUGUUGGAUCAUAUAUAAGGUGUUUGAUAACCGGAUGCAUGAGCUAGCUGCUUAUGAACUAAUGUCAGCCAAUGAUGCUCCAGAGAGAGAUCCAAUGGACUGGAUCCUUGAAGGGAGUGAAGAUGGAGGGUCCAGCUGGCGGAUUCUGGAUAACCAAGCCUCCCAGAAGUUCCACCAACGUUUCCAGCGAAAAACAUUUGAAAUCAAAUCGCAGUCAUUCUUGGCUAAUGCCUUCAGAUUUAGGUUUCUUGCAGUUCAAGAUUCAAAAUCAACAACAAGGUUUCAAAUUGGCAGCAUUGAUCUCUAUGCCAAAGCUGCCACUGUUCCUGUCACCAAAUAUGGCGCCGGCGAGCAGAGUGAAGGUGCACUCCAUACUCAGCGUCGUCUCCAGCAAGCCGAUCGAGCCAGGGAGGAUUCACCAUCUCUCCGUCCUCGAUCAAGCCGCAGCUCUCCACUCUCUUCAUCUCGUCUUCUACUACAAGUCCAAUCCCUUCGUCGCCGGCGCUUUGCCCUACAUGGACAGCCUCCGCGAGUCGCUGUCGAAGCUGCUCGACCAGUUCCCCGUCGUGACGGGGCGGCUUUCCCGAGGCUCCGACGGCGGGUGGUUUAUCAAGUUUAACGACGCCGGAGUGAGGAUUCUCCACGCCGCCGUCGACGCGACGCUCGAUGACUGGCUGAGAUCCGCCGACGCCGCGGAGGAAAAGGAUCUCACCGCGUGGGAGGACAUGCCGCCGGAACCUACCUUCUGGUCGCCGU